AUGCCGAUGUAUCAGCCUUUGAGUAAGAGGAGAGAUGGGUACGAAGUGGGUGGUGGUGGGCAGGUGUUGGAUCUGGAAACCGCAGUGAAAGAUGGGAUUUUGGGUGGUGGAGGUGGGGUGGUUCACGGCAGCGCCACCGGGGAGAAAUUUGAUCUGAAAAAGAUGAUUGAAGAGCUCGAUAUGGUCGACGUUCCGUCGGUGUUUAUUUGUCCAAUCUCAUUAGAGCCAAUGCAAGACCCUGUGACCCUUUGCACUGGGCAGACCUAUGAGAGGUCCAACAUUCUCAAAUGGUUCUCCUUGGGCCACUUCACUUGCCCCACUACAAUGCAAGAGCUUUGGGAUGAUUCUGUCACUCCAAACACCACCCUUUACCAGCUAAUUUACAGUUGGUUUUCACAAAAGUACUUGGCAAUGAAGAAGCGUUCAGAGGAUGUGCAAGGAAGGGCUUUGGAACUGUUGGAGAAAUUGAAGAAGGUCAAGGGUCAAUUGAGAGUUCAAGCAUUGAAAGAGUUGAGACAAGUUGUUACAGCCCAUGAUUCGGUGAAAAAAGCAGUGGUGGACAACGGUGGCUUGGGUUUGAUUUCGUCUUUACUUGGUCCUUUCACUACACAUGCACUUGGUUCAGAGGCAAUUGGGAUUUUGGUGAACUUGGAUCUCAAUUCAGAUACAAGGACUAAUUUGAUGCAACCCACAAAGAUAUCCUUAAUGGUGGAUAUAUUAAACGAGGGAUCGAUUGAUACGAAGAUCAAUUGUACGAAAUUGAUUGAAAUGUUGAUGGAGGGAAAGAAUUUCGAGUCAGAAAUCGUGUCGAGUUUGAGUCUGUUGGUGGGACUAAUGAGAUUAGUCAGGGAUAAGAAACACCCAAAUGGGGUAUUGGCUGGACUCAGAUUGCUCAAGAUGGUUUGUUCUCAUGAACCUGUGAGAAACUCUGUAGUGAGCAUUGGCGCUGUUCCUCAAUUGGUAGAGGUAUUGCCUAGUUUGAAUGCUGAAGGCUUGGCAUUAGCACUAUAUAUUCUUGAAGUUUUGUCAACAAUUCCUGAAGGUAGAUUGGCUCUUAAGGAUUGCCCCGGGACUAUUCCGAAUGUGGUCAAGUUGUUGAUGAAGGUUUCAGAGAGCUGUACUCAGUUUGCGUUAUCGAUUUUGUGGGCCGUGUGCAAGCUUGACCCUGAAGAAUGUGCAGCGCUUGCUGUCGACGCCGGCCUUGCAGCAAAGCUCCUCCUUGUAAUUCAGAGUGGUUGCAAUCCGGUAUUGAAGCAAAGGUCAGCAGAGCUCUUGAAAUUGUGUAGUCUAAAUUACACAGCUACGACUUUCAUUUCGAAAUGUAAGCUUACAAGAACAAUACAGUGA
Molecule: messenger RNA, 1347 nt
Organism: Ilex paraguariensis (yerba mate)
Lineage: Eukaryota; Viridiplantae; Streptophyta; Magnoliopsida; Aquifoliales; Aquifoliaceae
Source: the annotation of a GenBank genome assembly